Messenger RNA from Esox lucius (northern pike), 1474 nucleotides. It is a transcript of the gene aptx, whose product is annotated as aprataxin. Gene Ontology annotation, molecular function: double-stranded RNA binding; mismatched DNA binding; single-strand break-containing DNA binding. Gene Ontology annotation, biological process: single strand break repair; double-strand break repair. Lineage: Eukaryota; Metazoa; Chordata; Actinopteri; Esociformes; Esocidae. The coding region runs from base 209 to 1276 and encodes 355 amino acids. Gene Ontology annotation, cellular component: nucleus. The transcript has a single exon. The record is from RefSeq and is a predicted model, not a curated record.
UAGAGCUCCGAUUCAACGACGUUAAGGAAACUAACUUCAGUGACUAACCUCGUUAUUUUUCCUGUUCCUAGUCGUUUUGAACGCGGCAUUAGAUCAGAAACCAGGCGCGUGUGUAUGACGCAAUUGCCAGCGACGCCGACGAGUUUUGCGUUGGCGUAAGUGUUGAGAGGCACGGGCAACGUAAACUCAUUCUACAAACGAAAAGAGCAUGUCUAUUUGUUUGCUCAUCAGCAAAGAUGGAAGACAUAAACCGAUUCAGCUACCGCACCUACAGACUGUUGUACUCGGUCGGGGUCCAGAAACAACGAUAAAAGACAAAAAAUGUUCCAGGGAGCAAGUUGAGCUCAGGGCGGACUGCAACAAAGAGUGUGUCAGUGUAAAACAACUUGGUGCCAACCCCACCAGUGUGGACUCCAAGAUGGUGGGCAAAGGCAAUCGGUUGGUGAUGAGGGCUGGCCAGCAGCUGUAUGUGGUCAAUGCGCUGUACCCGUAUACUGUGUGCUUCAAAGAGGAUGCAUCCCCGUGUCAGGAUAGCACAGAGAAGAGUGUUGGGGCCAAGAGGCCCCAUGGGCCCUCUUCAGUGGAUGGGGAACUUUACAAAGAGCCUUCUGGAAACAAAGUACCAAGGGGAGCACAGGACUCCACGCAUUGCAAACACGGAGGGUCCACCAAUUCACCACCGUCCAAAUUCAACCCGAAUCCUCACACGGCGGUGAAAGCGGAAAUGUUGGGACACUGGAGCCAAGGUUUGAAAUCCUCAAUGCAAGAUCCCAAAAUGCAGCUCUACAAAGACGACAGAGUAGUAGUCAUCAAGGACAAGUAUCCCAAGGCACGGUACCACUGGCUGGUCCUGCCCUGGGAGUCCAUUCCCAGUCUGAAGGCCCUGUGCAGGGAGCACUGCAACCUGUUGAGGCACAUGAACCAGGUGGCGGACAGGAUGGUACAGCAACAUUGCCCCGAACACGACCUGCUGAAGUUCCGCCUGGGCUACCAUGCCAUCCCCAGUAUGAGCCACGUUCACCUCCAUGUGAUCAGCCAGGACUUCGACUCGCCUUGUCUGAAAAACAAGAAGCACUGGAAUUCGUUUACAACAGACUAUUUCAUAGAUUCUGAAGAGGUCAUUGGCAUGCUGGAGAAGGACGGGAGGUUCACGCUCCAAGAAGGGACAGAGGAGUUGUUGAAAUUACCUCUUCGCUGUCAUGUGUGUGGUGCUGAGUUGUCCACUAUACCGAAACUUAAGGAGCAUCUGAAAUGUCACCCCUAUGGCAGACCGUGACACGAAUAGAGAUUUUUUAAAAUAAAAAAUACUUGAUGCUCCUUAGCCGGUUGUAGAAAAAGCAAGUCUAUGUAAAACUAGUCUAUUUUACUGCUGGAAAUUGACAAGUUUUCUUGUUCCUUAAAUACAUCCCCUGUUUAAAUACUUGGAAAGCUGUAUGGAGGUUUUGUAAAAAUAAAAAUGUUCCUGCUAUCAGUA